GCGGGGGGAAGAUGGAGCCCUUCACCAAUGGUGAGUGGGCAGUCCGAGAUGUCUGGUUCCGGCGAUUCGGUGCCCAGAGGACCGUGGGCAGUAGUGACACGCGGGCGGGCUCGGCCUGCAGCCUCCCCCACCGCGGGCUUCCCGCGAGGACGAGGGGGCUUUGCGGGGCGCCGGGGCGGCAGCUGGAGGUUGGGAGCGGGCAGGGGCCGCGCGGCCGGGGCGGGCGUGAAGGUCAGCGCCGCCGCCAGCCCCGGGUGCGGCCCCGCUGCGCAGCCAGAUCGACUUCAGCUCCCCAGGAAUAUGAUUGAAAACAGCAUGUUUGAGGAAGAACCAGAUGUGGUGGAUUUAGCCAAAGAGCCUUGUUUACAUCCCCUUGAACCUGAUGAGGUGGAAUAUGAGCCCCGGGGCUCACGACUGCUGGUGCGAGGUCUUGGUGAACACGAAAUGGAUGAGGAUGAAGAGGAUUAUGAGUCGUCUGCAAAGCUGCUGGGCAUGUCCUUCAUGAACAGGAGCUCGGGCCUUCGCAACAGUGCAGCUGGCUACAGGCAGGCUGCAGAUGGGGCUUGUUCAAUACCCUCUGCCAGGACCUUGGUGGUCUGUGCUUUUGUCGUUGUGGUUGCGGUCUCUGUGAUCAUGGUGAUUUACCUGCUGCCUAGAUGUACCUUUACCAAAGAAGGCUGUCAUAAAAAAAACCAAUCAAUGGGACUAAUCCAGCCAGUUGCGACUAACGGAAAAUUGUUUCCAUGGGCACAAAUUAGGCUCCCCAUUGCCGUUAUGCCACAGCGUUACGAACUUAACCUGCACCCAAACCUAACCUCAAUGACACUCAAGGCUUCUGUGACAAUUUCACUUACGGCUUUUCAAGCCACAUGGAAUAUCAUUCUUCAUAGCACAGGGCAAAAUAUUUCAAGAGUGACUUUUAUGUCAGCAGUUUCAAGCCAAGAAAGACAAGUUGAAAUUCUAGAGUACCCAUAUCAUGAACAAAUCGCCAUCAUUGCCCCUGAAGCCCUUCGAGUAGGACACAAUUAUACCUUGAAGAUAGAGUAUUCGGCAAAUAUAUCUAGUUCUUACUAUGGGUUUUAUGGCGUCACCUACAAAAAUGCAAAUAAUGAGAAAAAGUACUUUGCAGCAACUCAGUUUGAGCCCCUGGCAGCAAGAUCUGCUUUUCCUUGUUUUGAUGAACCAGCAUUUAAGGCCACAUUUGUCAUCAGGAUCAUAAGGGAAGAACAAUACACUGCUUUAUCGAAUAUGCCUAAGAAGUCGUCAGUCCAUAUGGAAGAUGGACUUGUUCAGGACGAGUUUUCUGAGAGUGUGAAGAUGAGUACUUACCUGGUUGCAUUCAUUGUGGGAGAGAUGAAGAACCUGAGUCAGGAUGUAAAUGGAACCCUGGUUUCUAUAUAUGCUGUACCAGAAAAGAUUGGUGAAGUUCACCAUGCUUUGGAAACAACUGUGAAGCUUCUUGAGUUUUAUCAAAACUACUUCGAAAUUCAAUACCCACUUAAGAAAUUAGAUUUGGUGGCCAUUCCCGACUUUGAAGCAGGAGCAAUGGAAAAUUGGGGUUUGCUCACAUUCCGAGAAGAGACACUUCUGUAUGACAACAGUACUUCUUCAGUGGCAGAUGGAAAACUGGUUACUAAAAUCAUCGCCCAUGAGCUGGCCCAUCAGUGGUUUGGUAAUCUGGUAACAAUGCAGUGGUGGAAUGAUCUAUGGUUAAAUGAAGGUUUUGCUACUUUCAUGGAGUAUUUCUCUUUGGAAAAAAUAUUCAAAGAGCUCUUCAGUUAUGAAGAUUUCUUAGAUGCUCGAUUUAAAACCAUGAAGAAAGAUUCCUUGAACUCAUCUCAUCCAAUAUCAUCGUCUGUUCAGUCUUCAGAACAAAUUGAAGAAAUGUUUGAUUCUCUUUCUUAUUUUAAGGGAGCUUCUCUCUUGUUGAUGCUGAAAACUUACCUUAGUGAAGAUGUUUUUCAACAUGCUGUUAUUCUUUACCUACAUAAUCACAGCUAUGCAUCCAUUCAAAGUGAUGAUCUGUGGGAUAGUUUUAAUGAGGUCACAAACAAAACACUGGAUGUAAAAAAAUUGAUGAAAACCUGGACCCUACAGAAAGGAUUUCCUUUAGUGACUGUUCAAAGAAAAGGAAUGGAGCUUUCUAUACAACAAGAAAGAUUCUUUUUAAAUUUGAAACCUGAUAUUCAGCCUUCAGAUGCAAGCUACUUAUGGCAUAUUCCAAUAUCCUAUGUCACUGAUGGAAGAAAUUAUUCAAAAUAUCAAUCAGUAUCAUUACUGGACAAGAAAUCAGGUAUCAUCAAUCUUACAGAACAAGUGCAGUGGGUCAAAGUCAAUACAAACAUGACUGGCUAUUACAUUGUACAUUAUGCAGAUGAAGACUGGGCAGCACUAAUCAAUCAGCUGAAAAAAAAUCCUUAUGUUCUGAGUGACAAAGACCGAGCCAACCUCAUUAACAACAUCUUUGAGCUUGCAGGCAUAGGCAAAGUGCCUCUGAAGAGGGCCUUUGAUCUGAUGGAUUACCUUAUAAAUGAGAACCAUACUGCACCCAUCACUGAAGCCCUGUUCCAGACCAGCCUCAUGUAUAACCUCCUUGAAAAACUGGGGCACAUGGAUCUGGCCUCAAGACUGGUGACUAGAGUAUAUAAAUUGCUUCAAAACCAAAUCCAACAACAAACUUGGACCGAUGAGGGCACCCUGUCUGUGCGAGAGCUUCGGUCAGUCUUGCUGGAGUUUGCUUGCUCCCACAACCUGGGGAACUGCAGCACUGCUGCCAUGAAGCUGUUUGAUGAAUGGGUGGCAUCCAAUGGAACUCAAAGCCUACCUACUGAUGUCAUGACUACUGUAUUCAAAGUUGGAGCAAAAACUGAAACAGGCUGGCUAUUCCUCUUAAGCAAGUAUACGUCUGUAGGCUCUGAAGCAGAAAAGAACAAAAUACUUGAAGCUCUUGCCAGCUCAGAGGAUGUACGGAGACUUUACUGGUUAAUGAAAAGCAGUCUUCAUGGAGAUAUCUUCCGAACACAGAAGUUGUCAUUUAUCAUUAGAACAGUUGGCCAGAAUUUUCCUGGACACUUGUUGGCAUGGGAUUUUGUCAAAGAGAACUGGGAUAAGCUUGUACAGAAGUUCCAUCUGGGGUCCUAUACCAUACAAAGUAUUGUUGCUGGAUCAACUCACCUGUUUGCAACAAAGGCACAUUUGUCUGAGGUCCAGUCAUUUUUUGAAAAUCAAUCAGAGGCAACUUUUCAGCUCCACUGUGUCCAGGAGGCUUUGGAAAUCAUUCAGCUGAAUAUCCAGUGGAUGGAGAAGAACUUGAAUGGUCUGACAUGGUGGCUGUAGCACACACCAUUGCACCUUGUUCCGUUGCCCAUUCAGAGAGCUGUGAACUUGGGCUCUGCUGCUUUUGCAAAAGUCAAGGUGAAGCCAGGACUGCUGCCAAGUUGUUUGCACUGUUCUAGUUAGCUCAGGGCCCACUGUAUUUUUCAUCUGUCUUUUCUGAAACAUCUUUUGGCAGUAUGUAGGUAUUUAUUAUGAAAUAAUACUCACCCAUAUGACAGCCAUCCAAAAAAACAAUGAGUAAUUGUUUCACUUUGCACAUACACAAAUGGGAAGAAACAUCAAUUUUGUAAUUCUGUUCUGUUUCUCAGUAUCCAGAGAGUUAUUGACUCAGUGAAACAAGGAGAGAUCUACCAUAAGAACCACCAUCUUUCAGGCUGCUGUUGUUAGCAUUUGUUGGUUCUUGUUGAUAAAUGCUAUUGGAAUGUAUUGAAGAGAAUGGUUACGAAGACGGUGAAGCAUGCAGCUGUACAGAGCUGAUCUCAGGUGUGCAGGUCUACUUUGAUUUGGGGUUUUGAGUAAUCCUUUAUUCUCCAAAAAGUUUAAUAUCUAUAACUAUUGUAUUUUUUUCUGCAGAAUAGUCAGGUGCUACAGAAUUUUUAAUUGUUUUGUUGUAUUGAACAGCUAAGUAGCCAAGCCAAAAUGUUAAAUCUUUCGGAUAUUUGACACUUUCUGUUUCAUCUUUUAUAGCACAGGAAAAUGUUCCAAACUGAGUUAGUUUUAAUUAUAAUUUAUUCAUGAGUGUCAAUAUUCCACAAAUCUAUACACCAUCGUCACUCCUAUACUAGAUUAACCUUAUGUUAAACCUAAGUAUUUCUAUGUUUGUGGCACGCAUUCUGUUAACACUGGUGUUUUUUGUCAUGACUUUUAUCACUAAUACUAAGAAUGCAGUCUGUUUAAGUUUCCUUUUGUACUCACAAAUCAUAGACUCUUUCUCUUUGAAUCAUACCCAUGUGUGGAUUUUCAUUUUAUAUGAUACAGUAGCAUAUUAGAAGCACAUAUUUUAAAAUAGGAUCUUUGCGAAAUGGAAAAUUCUUAUUUGAAGUUCACCAUAGUACCUUAAAGGAGCAAAGAGAAUGUGGAAUAGGAGCAAGUUGAAUUCAUGUUUAAUAUGGUGGGCUUUGAAAUUUUUUUCCACUAUUAAAAGCAGUACUUUUGUCUGAUUGAAAAAAAUCAAUUUUUCUUUUAUUUGUGGCCAGAUUAACAUUAAAUAGAAUAAUCAGUGAAUGAAAGAAAGAAAAAUGAGGGAGGAUAUCCAAAACUGUAUGGCAUUUUUACUCUUUUUGAGGGAGAAAUACUGUACUUGAAUUUUUUGAGCUAUGCAGACUUAUAUGUAGAUUGUUGUGUUUCUUUGAUCUUAGGAGAGAAGUUUUCUUCCUAGUAACUCUUAAGAACUUUAUAUUUUAUUUGAAAAUAGUGUCUAUGUACAUAAAAAAAGGGGAGUUACUCUUUUGUGAGCACUUGAAACACUCCACAGACAAUAGAAAAGGUCAGCUUUUUUAUUCAGCAGUUGUAAAGUUAGAAUAUGUGAGGUUGUGUACAAGAUUAUAUUUUAUUUUAUGAAAGUAUUUUUCUAUAGCAAAAGUUAAAAGGCUGGCAAGCUAAAAGAUAGUGUGCUUUAAUCCUAGUGUAUUUUCUCUAAAUUUAGGCAUUUCUGAACACUUAUUACUCUGUUUUUGAGUAGAAUAUAUUAUAGCCUGAGAAUCACAGAAUCAUCUAAAGAUGUCAUAUUGAAACUGAAAUGAUUAUAGAUCUUUAUUUCUCUUGUGCUUUGAUGAAUGAUAAUGUAGUUGACAUUGAAAAUUAGUGUUUUUGUAUUUUCAGAGUGAAGGAAAGGUACUAAUCUUUUGGGGAUUUUUUUUUGUUAUUCUUUUACAACGUUGUAUUACUAAAUUCCACUUUGAUACAGAGUUUAAAUUUUGCUAAUUCUCAAAAUCAAUUAAGAGUUUCAGUUUUACCUACUUAAUACUCCUAAAAUAUAUGUUAAUUCUGAAUAUGGCAAAUCUUAAAUUAUAUAAUUUUUCAGUUAAAAUGUGUGCUUGUAUGUAUGUGUGUAUAUAAAUGUGUAGGUUGUUGUUACAAGUAAAAUGUUAUCAAAAACAGGCUAAAAAAGAGGUAACUUAUGAUCCAUUGCUAUGUAUAGACUCAAAGGUCAUUUGUUUCCAUUAUACUGAAUCCAUAAUAUUUGUAGUUUCAUUUAUAAUAUUACCUUAAUUAUUUGUGGUUUCAGUAGGCCUCAUCUUAAUUUUUCCCACAAAUUUCCAUAAUUUUUAAUAUUAUGCUAACCCAUUUGAAUGGCAUCUCUUAGAACUACUAACUGUAAGUCAGGAAUAUAAGGCUAAAUAAGAGGUAGAACUUACAAUAUAAUAAGUAUAAUGGUAGCUUUGAGAUUUUGUUCCCCAAGAGUUUAUACCGUACAUUGUAUCUCUGAGAAUUCAGAUUGAAGCAGAAGUCACAGAGUGUCAGACACACAGGUGGCUAACACCAUUGAGUAUGAAUAAGUGGUCUAUUCAUAGCAGAGAGAUUGUCUAUUGAAAGUAAUAUGAAGCUCAUCCUACUAGAUUAUAGGAGAAAUAGAAUUGGAAAUCUAGAUUGAUAGAAAGAAAAUGUGUGCUUUGGAGAUCUGGAAAGUUAUGAAAAUAGAAGAUAAAGGAGUCCGGUUUGUUCUGUUAAUAUGAAGUGAGUAGGUGUGUUAAAUGCAAGUAGUGGCAGCUUCUACCAUAAGUUUGUGCCUCCCUCUGUCUUGCUUCAUUUAAGUCUUUUUAAGUGAGAUUGUGUCAUUGUCUCACAGAUGCUCUUACUAUCAUAGGUUCUACUUAACUCUAAUUUUCUUUGCUGUGUGUUUUCAUUUUACGGACUUUAGCCACUGUAGGAACAAAAAAUCUGUUCAGUCCUGAGUAUGGAGGGCAAACCAAGUUGCAUCUGUGUUACUGGGUACCAAACAGAUACCUUUCUGAAAUUAAAAUCAAGCGCUGAGUGUGUUGGGUUACUGAUAGCCUGUUAUUGUACUGGAUUUUAAGAAAGUACUCAAACUAAAAUGCCUUGGAACCCCUGGAACUGUACUCUGCUGUCAGAUUGCUUAACGUUUACCAAUGCUGUCUGUUUCAUGGGGCUGUAAGGAUGCUACAAUGCAUCUCAGUGAUGCUGUCACCAAAGACAGCAGUUCCUGGGCUGAACUCAAAGCAAGAUGUGGAUUUUGUUGCUUAGGCCUAAGAAGAAUUGGAGUCAUAGGUAUGGUACUGUAGUUAUUCUUACCUUCACCUUCAUUGCUUUUGUUUUUAUUGAAAUUAACUCCUAAUUAAAAAGCUUCUUUUCCUCCUACCCCGAUUUGUAUUUUUUAAAAACUAAAGUAUAUAUUUUUGUGUUCUUUUAUUUUGUGCUUCAUUCUCUACAUUGGCAAGUAUGUACCAAAUGAAAUGUGGAGGUCUAAAAGUAUGAUAAAUCUCCUCUAAUCCCUUUCCCUUAUUACCUGCCUAGGCAAUGUCUUUUAGAAUAGGCAAUGGAUUUGUUAGUAGUUUUGAGGAUAGGUAGGUACUUUUUAAAUGUAUAUAUGUAUUUUACAUGUUUUUAUGUUCUUUUAUUUUGUGUAUUUUGUCCUGAUGAAUAGUGAAAUAUUGUUCUAUGAAACCUCUGUCUACUUACCAGAUUGCCUAUUGUGGGCAAUGGCUAUAGAGUAGUUGUUUGGUUUCUUUUUUUUCUUUGAAAGAAGGUGAUGAUGUUAGGAUGUUAGGAGUAGAACAGGGCAGUUUCGUUUAAAGAUGUGUAGAGAUGGUUUUGCUGCUAUUUUGUGAGUGUUAUUUUGUUCUGCACCUUGUUUAUGCUUCUCACGGACGUGUGGAUAAACCGUGGAGGUCCAGAAGUGUGGCAUUGUCCCAUUUACCUUUCUCUUUAUUGCAUGCAUGAACAAUAACUAACAGGGUUCCUAGUGGCUGUUGUUUUGCGCUAGUCUUAAGGACUAGACCAAGUAUAUAUAAGUGUUAUGCUACUUUUUAUAUUUCAUUUUGUACUUGCUUCUUUACAUGGAUGUGUAUAUACUUAAUGAAAAUUGAGGUUCAGACUAUGGCAAAUAUCCUCUUUUCCCUUUUUCUUUCUUAUUGCCUCUUUUACAAUAGCUAAUAGAGUAAUUUUGUUCAGGGAUACAGGAAAGAGUGGGGUUUAUACUCUGUAAAAGUGCACUCGCUACUGCAUUGUAUCACUAAAGUCAUUUGUACUGUGUGAAAAUAAGUACCUAAUGAAAUGCGGCAGUCCAGAUGUAUAAUCAUCACCUCUUCUUCUCAUCGCUGAACAGAGUAGCUGUGAAAGUGGGUGUUUGAGGGGAACAUAGGGAGGUGUACUUACUGCUAUAUUGUAUUAAUUCAUGGGUGCUCAGACUGCAAGGCACCAUGAACCAUGGAGUUCCUGAUGUAUAACAAUCUCCUCUUUCCCUUUCCCUUACUGCCUAUGGGGCAAUGCUUUUUAGAGUGGUUUGAGUUUAGUGAAAGUUUUGUUUUUGUUUUCUGCUAGGGAAGAGAAAAAGUAAUUUCAGACUUUUAAGAUGUAUAUAAGUGUUUUUGCUGCUUUCUUAAAAAUUUCAUUGCUUACCUUGUCUUUCCCUGAAUAUGUGAAAAAUUGAGGACCAUUCUGUGACAAGUUUCCUCCCUUCCCUGUAUCGGCUGCAUGGGCAGUGUCUGGUAAUGUAGUUGGUGAGUUUCAGGGCUUCUUCUGUGGGUAUUGGGGCAUAUAAUUUUUAAUGUAUGUAUAUGCUUUUGCUUCUUUGAUAUAUCAUAUUUCAUGGGUGCCAGUCCUUCACUUGGACUUACAGGUUCCUGAUGAACCGUGGAGUGCUGUAUGUCUGACAAUCUCCUCUUCUCCCUUUCCUUUUUUACCUGGCUAUGUGGGCAAUAAUUUUCAAGUUGUUUGGGGUUUUUUAGGUUUCAAGGGGUGGGAGCUGACUAAAGGCAGGAUAUAUACCUUUUUUUAAAAUGUAUAUAGUUUUUGUUAUUAUACUGUGUUAUUUCAUUUUGUACCGAGUCCAUGGAUGUACAGGUACUUAAUGAAUCGUGGAGGUCCGGAUGUAUGAAAAUCUCCUCUUUUCCCCUUUCCUUGUUGCCUAUAUAGGCAAUAGUUGUAGAGUAGCAUAGAUAUUUUUUUUUAGUCUACCUCCCUAGAAGGGAGCAGUAUGUUGGACUUUUAAAUCUGUAUAUAAGUGUUUAUGCUCCUUUUUCUGUACUUCAUUUUGUAACCUAGAUUUAUCUGUGGACAUUUCAGUACAUAAGGAGAAUUAAGGUUCAUUCUAUGAAAAAAAUCUCCCUUUCCCCUUCCCUUAUUGCCUGUCUGGGCAAUGGCUAGUAGAGUAGUUGUUUAGGUUUCUUUGGCAAGGGUGGGGGUGGGGGAUUUCUGCAUUUGUACCUUUUUAAAAAUGUAUAUAAAAGUUCGCUAGUUUUUUUUUUUCAUUCUUUCUAUCUCAACCCAGGUUUUGUUUGACUUAUAAGUAUUAGAUAUAAGGAGAGGCCUAGCCUCAGAGGUGUGGGACAUCUUCUUUCCUCUCCCCUAUAGCCUGUGUAUCUAGGCAAUCGUUAUGAGUACAGUAGAGCUUGGGGUUUUUUUUUUGUGUGUGUGUGUGUGUGUAUGGUGGGGGGAAUUAAUGGAGAGUGGGCUUGUUAGAGAAAAAGGCAAAAAAUGUAUAUAUUUUUAAAGAUGUAAAUAUUUUUGCGACUUUUGGGUAUUAUACUUUAUUUUGAAUCUGGACUUUUGCAUGACUAUUUAGGUAUUAAUAAACACUGAGAUUGACUCUAUGAAAACUCUCCCAUGCUCCCCAUCCCUCAUUGCCUGGUGGGCAAUAGUAGAAUAGAUCUUUGUUUGUUUGUGGAGGUCUAGGUGUAUAUAUUUUUUAAUGUAUAUAAACAUUUGCUACAUUUGGUGUGUUAUUUCAUGUAGUGUCCAGUUCUUUGCUGGGACUUGUAGAUGUAUAAUGAAACAUGGAGGUCUAGACGUAUGAUAACUCUCCUUUGCUCCCCUUCCCUCAUUGCCUGCAAGGGCAAUAAUUUUAUAACUUGGGUUUUUUGUGGGAAAAGGGUUAUUUGGGUGGGUAGAGUUAAGGGAAAAGGACAUGGUAUAUACUUUUUUCUAAAUGUAUAUAAAUGUUUUCACAUUAUUGAUUAGGUACCUAGUCCUUUGCAUGGAUAUAUGGAUACCUAACAAAAAUUGAGGGUCAGUGUAUGACAAAUCUCCCACUCUUCCCUUCCCCUUAUUACCUAAACAGACAAUUAGAGUAGUUGUGUGUUAUGUUCUUGUUUGUUUCAGAGGGUUUAUAUUUUUGGCAAAAUAUUCUUAAUAAGAAUAAGUAUGUUUUCAUAUCUUUGUUACUUCAUUUUUGUAUUUAGUCUGCAUGAAUAUGAAAGGCCCAAUGAAAAUUGAGUUUCAUAUAGCAGAGUACUUCCUUUCCCAACUAUUUCCUUAUUUAGCAAUAGCUAGUAUAGUUGUUUUAUGGUUAUUUUGUUUUAUUGUCUAGUAUCUAUACCUUUAAGGAUAUAAAUACAUGCAUACAUAACUUAUUUCUUUUCUACCCUUGUUAUUUCCCUUUAAUAUUUAGUCCCUUGUAGGAUUCUGAAUGUUCCUUAAAAAAAAAAAAAAGUCCUCA
Molecule: messenger RNA, 9952 nt
Organism: Castor canadensis (American beaver)
Lineage: Eukaryota; Metazoa; Chordata; Mammalia; Rodentia; Castoridae
Source: RefSeq, a predicted model, not a curated record